Messenger RNA from Liolophura sinensis, 2823 nucleotides. Its product is annotated as nuclear pore complex protein Nup50-like. Gene Ontology annotation, cellular component: nuclear pore. Gene Ontology annotation, biological process: protein import into nucleus. The record is from RefSeq and is a predicted model, not a curated record. NCBI's taxonomy places the organism in Eukaryota, Metazoa, Mollusca, Polyplacophora, Chitonida, Chitonidae.
AUGCCAAAGCACCGUGCUGAUCGCCAACUUACAGAGAACUGGGAUGAGGAAGAGGAACCAGAAGAGGCAGGUGUAUUCCAACAAGCUUCUCAAGAUGUCAUGAAACAAAGAAAAAUUAAAAAGGCUGUUCGUAGGGCUGGAGGAACGGAGUCCACUACCAACUCAGGAGCAUUUUCUGGCUUUGGAGGAUUUGGAUCUCUAGGUGGAAACACUGGAUCCUUUUUCGGUAAACCAGCAACAAACGGGUCUUCUGCAGCAUCAACUGGACAAGUGUCUGCUACUGUUAAACUGUUUGAAACCUCGAAAAAUAACACAUUGUCAUCUGAUCAAACACCAAGUUCUGGGCUGAAUGGUGUAAAGAAGAAGGGAGACAACUCUGGCUACCUCAAACAGUUGAAGGCCUUGAAUGAAGGAGUUUUAGCAUGGAUUAAGCAGCAUGUAGAAAAGAACCCUUACUGUUUAUUGACUCCUAUUUUUAGUGAUUAUGAACAACAUCUGUCAGAAAUAGAAAAAAAAUAUCCUAAGGUGAAAAUUACUGAAAAAGGUACAGAUAAAGCUGAAGAGGAAAAGGACGAAAGCUCAAAAUCCAAGAAUUCUGAUUCCCCUGAAAAAACUAGUGGUUUCACCUUCACCAGUAGUGCUGCUCCCACAUUGACCUCCACCUCCCCAGCCAAGGCCUCGCCAUUCUCUGCAUUCAAGUUUGGUCCUGGAACGUCCUCUGGGUUCAAGCCCGCAUUCUCAUUUGGUACCACAAAUGCAGGAAAGACGGACAACACAGAGACAUCUCAGGCAGUUGAAGAAGAAGAGUAUGUUCCCCCAAAACUAGAAGUGAAGGUCGUGGAGGAAGAGGGUGCAGUUUACACAAAAAGGUGUAAACUAUUUUACCAAAAAAGUGGAGCCUGGGCUGACAAAGGUGUAGGCAAUCUUCACCUGAAGGAGGUGGAAGGCAAAUCUCAACUUGUUAUUCGAGCUGACACAAAUUUAGGGAACGUACUUCUCAAUAUACGCUUGUCCUCGUCUCUCCCUGCACAAAGGCAAGGAAAAAACAAUGUGAGUUUGAUGUGUAUACCUAACCCGCCUUUAGACCCAAAGAAGGAGGAUGACAAAACAGCUGUGCCGAUGUUAAUUCGUGUGAAGACAGGAGCAGAAGCGGAUGAAUUGUUAGCAAAAAUAAAUGAAAUGAAAAACUGACAGGUGGAUAAUUCAACGAAGGACUGGUAGUAGACAGGAAUGGUGCUUUCACAGUCAUUGUCAUUCUGUCAACAAACAAGAGAGGAAUGAUGGUGCAUCAGAGUUCAGUGCUGUAUGUACUUCUGUGUCAGACUGGCUGUGAGCUGUGCUCAUUUCACAGGCUGACAGUUAUCUUUGGUAAUCAGUAACAGUAAAGCUGAUAACAGCUAGAUUUUUCAGGAACAUCCUUGGACAGCAAUAUUUCUCAAUAUUUCUCAUGUUAAUAAUAAUAAUACUAUAGUUCACUUUGCUCACUUCACUCACUUCAUAUUUUCUCACUCUGCAUAUACAGGUAAAUGGUUUCUCAGGAAAUGGUUCGUGUUGUGGAUAUUAUACAAAUAUUCUACCACUGUAUGUGUUCAUGCUUGCAAACAGUGUGAGGGUCUUGAAGUCAUAAUUUAUUGUUCUAAUGAAAAUUGUCAGCAUCUGGGCCAUUUUGGUAAUUGUCUUAGUAAUUUUUGUCGUAUCGGUGACUGAUACGUAGAACUCCUUCCAGCUUGUAUCAAGACAGUCCAAAGUUGUGUACUCCUUGAUUUUUUUCUUUACUACAUGUAUAUCACAAUUAUCGUUCAACUUCACAGAAGAAAACCAUGCAUUCUACUGUCAUUUGGACCUUCUGUGUAGCUCGUCCUUGAGUCUCACAUUCCAUAAUUGCAAUUGCAGGGUCAGUUCAGGAAAGAUGAUGAGAAAUAAAAAACAUUAGUUUGUGCUUGAUUCUCUUUGGGAAAUAUGUAUUUAAUUUCAUUAAUGUGGAAUAACUGAUCACCUGAAAGUUUAAAACUUGGCUUUUUUUGGAAUUUGAGUUUGUAUAUCAAGAAAAUAAUUCUUUACACAUGAGACAUUUUAUCAGUGUUCAUACUACAUACUAGGUCUUACUUGGUGUUCCCCUUAUCACUACUGUUAGACUGUUGAUUUAUGAGUAUUUUCGUUGGACACUAAGACAUGAUAAAUAAAGAAAAAUUUGCAAAAUAAAAUAAAUCCAAAAGUGCAAAGAAAGAUCAAUUAUAUACACCAUUAUGCUUGUUGGCGAAAAAAAGAAAGCCAGGUGAAAAUACAGAUGCUAGUACAGUUGUCUCAAUAACACUGUUUUACAGUAUUUUAAACUCAAUUUUGAUACCAUGUAGCAAUGCCGUGAUUGGAUGUUCUUUGUUGAUGCUAUCAGAUGUAAUUGGUGUUUGAUUUGCAUAAAACUGUCAAGAAAUUAAAUUGUGUAAUGAAAAUGUGGUUUUCUUUUGGUACUAAAUUUACUGACAUGCCUCUGGUAAGUGUAGCACAAUGAGCAGAGCUUUAGGGUCUUCCAGAUGACCUUGCUUUAUAUAAUUUUGGGGGGGACAUAUCUGUGUGCUUGUCCAUCUGUAUUUUGACUUAGUGGCAAACAACAAUAAGCUUGUCUGUGUGCUGUAUCUCCAUAACUGUCUGACCAAAUUCAGUCAAAUUGUUAUUAAAGCUUAAUGGUAAGAACUGAAAACUGAUCAACUCAUGAGGUGUGUCAGUUUACUCUUAUGUUCUUUAGGUGAUAUCUCCAAAACCAACAGGCCUGUCUGCACCAAAUUUGGUCUGAAGCCUGUUUACCAGUAUUUAUAACAGAUAAGC